Jaculus jaculus (lesser Egyptian jerboa) is the source of this 2048-nucleotide messenger RNA. RefSeq names its product syntaxin 1A (gene Stx1a). Lineage: Eukaryota; Metazoa; Chordata; Mammalia; Rodentia; Dipodidae. The record is from RefSeq and is a predicted model, not a curated record. Bases 50 to 916 code for a protein of 288 amino acids. Gene Ontology annotation, cellular component: SNARE complex; presynaptic active zone membrane; plasma membrane. The transcript is spliced from 10 exons. Gene Ontology annotation, biological process: exocytosis; synaptic vesicle fusion to presynaptic active zone membrane; intracellular protein transport. Gene Ontology annotation, molecular function: SNAP receptor activity; SNARE binding.
AUGCGGGGCUCACUGGGCUGCAGCCGGCGCCGCUGCCACUCCCGGGAGCAUGAAGGACCGAACCCAGGAGCUCCGCGCGGCCAAGGACAGCGACGAUGACGAUGAUGUCACUGUCACCGUGGACCGAGACCGCUUCAUGGAUGAGUUCUUUGAGCAGGUGGAGGAGAUCCGUGGCUUCAUUGACAAGAUCGCCGAGAACGUGGAGGAGGUGAAACGGAAACACAGUGCCAUCCUGGCCUCCCCCAACCCUGAUGAGAAGACGAAGGAGGAAUUGGAGGAUCUCAUGUCCGACAUUAAGAAGACUGCAAACAAAGUGCGCUCCAAGUUAAAGAGCAUAGAACAGAGCAUAGAGCAGGAGGAAGGCCUGAACCGCUCGUCCGCAGACCUGAGGAUCCGGAAGACACAGCACUCGACGCUGUCCCGGAAGUUUGUGGAGGUCAUGUCAGAGUACAAUGCCACGCAGUCGGACUACCGCGAGCGCUGCAAGGGCCGGAUCCAGAGGCAGCUGGAAAUCACCGGCCGGACCACCACCAGUGAGGAGUUAGAGGACAUGCUGGAGAGUGGGAAUCCUGCUAUCUUUGCCUCUGGGAUCAUCAUGGACUCCAGCAUCUCCAAGCAGGCCCUGAGCGAGAUCGAGACGCGACACAGUGAGAUCAUCAAGCUGGAGAACAGCAUCCGGGAGCUGCACGACAUGUUCAUGGAUAUGGCCAUGCUUGUCGAGAGCCAGGGAGAGAUGAUUGACAGGAUCGAGUACAACGUUGAGCACGCCGUGGACUACGUGGAGAGGGCCGUGUCUGACACCAAGAAGGCUGUCAAGUACCAGAGCAAGGCGCGCAGGAAGAAGAUCAUGAUCAUCAUCUGUUGUGUCAUCCUGGGCAUUGUCAUCGCCUCCACUAUCGGAGGCAUCUUUGGAUAGAGGCCACCCCCGCUGCCGCUCCAUUCCGGAUGGGUCUACCCGAGGACACCCCUGGCUGCUGCUCCUGGCUGGGUUGCCCUCCUUCUCCCUGCCUUCCGGCUCAGAGCCCUUCCCUGUCACCCCACACUGCUCCCCUCUGCCAUGGGGCUCCCGUCCGUCCCCACCCUGCCCCGAGCCGUGUUGUGUGCAUGAUCUUGUGACAGUGUGUGUCUGUACAGGCGGCUUUGGGAAACAGGGCUGGGAACAACCCAGCGGGCUUGGGGACAGGUGAGCAUGGGCCUUGUGGGGGGUGGGGGGAGGGACUACCCUUCCCAGGGACAUAGGCUUCCUUUUGGACCUCAUUCUUGCACCCCCUCACCUGUCCUAUCCUCUGGCCUCUCCAGCUGUCCCCCCAUGCCAAGCCUCCUGGAGGGUGGGGACCAGCUGGCCACAUGGUGCUGCUUUUUAGGUUAGGGGAGGGGUGUCCACGGGGACAGCCCAGCACUGAGUCUCUGUUAGCUGAGCACUGCCAUGAGGCUCAGGGUGCCACGGCUGCUGGCCCGUCAGGACCACCCUCCCUCCCCUACCCUGGGCUAAGGCUCACAAGAUCUCCAGCUUCAGCAUCCCUUGCCACAGCCCCAGGAGCCAUGCCUGCCCCUGGCCUGGCUCCGAGCCCGGUGACUCUCGGAAGAGGUUCGGUGAUGCCCACCUCCGGAAGUAGAACAGGCUUAGACCUCUGCCCCUGCGUCCGACAGGCCUGUUGAGUCUCCAGCCGCUGUUGCAUGUUGGGGGCACUGGUCCCUGUCUGUUGUCACUUUAGACCUAGUGUCACCCUGCCUUUGCUGCCUCCCUCAAAUGUGCCACGUGGUACCAGGUGUCCUGGACCGCGGUGUUCGGCAGCCAGCCAGGGAGGACCCCCUUCCCUUCCUCCCCCUCUGUCUUGGGGCCUACCCCAUCCCUAGGACCCCUUUCUCGUUGACGGGCAAGGAGUGUGCAUGGGAGCGCAUGCAGCGGGGGCUGGGGCCUUGUCCGUGUGCCCCCCUUGCCCUCAGCUUCUUCCACGGCCACUUCUUCCCCCCUUCACCAAAGGUCUUCGUACAACCAGCUGCCCGUUUUGUGAGAUUUUUAUGUAGAAUAAACAUUUGUAUCUGUA